Molecule: messenger RNA, 1021 nt
Organism: Xylaria bambusicola
Lineage: Eukaryota; Fungi; Ascomycota; Sordariomycetes; Xylariales; Xylariaceae
Exons: 3
Coding region: 394-930 (178 amino acids)
Biological process (GO): regulation of DNA-templated transcription
Molecular function (GO): DNA-binding transcription factor activity, RNA polymerase II-specific; zinc ion binding
Source: RefSeq, a predicted model, not a curated record
GUUUGAUGUCAAAAGUGCCAAUCAAGCAACACGAAUACCUUCUUGGUGGGGAUUGAGAGCCUCAUAACUACAAGACAUUCUCUUACGAUGUCUUUAUAUUGUGCCCGUUGCCCAAGAUUCAUCGUAUUGACAGGGGAGCAUGGCAUGUUUACCGGAUAGUCCGUGUACUGUCCGCGGAUAAUCCGUCCCCGUAUCCAUGAGUUUCAUUGGUUGGAUGCUAAGUAAGUGGAGAACAAGUCCUCGGAUCAUCCACGGAACAGUCAUCCCCUUGAUAUCAUACCAGUUGUCUACAUCUCAUAACCAGUGACGCUGGCGGAAUCUCGGAGUUGGUAUUGCAUUGAUUGUGGGGUUUCUAGUGCAUGAUAAUACGACGAUGUACUGUUCAGAACCAGAAUGAAGCGCAAACAGUCAGGGAGCGCAGAUGCGCUGGAGCUAGUUCACUCAGUUGCCAGACGACAGCCUCAGACUUCCUGUCUCAACUGCCGUGCUAAAAAGAUAAAAUGCGAUCGAGGUACGCCAUGUGCGUCGUGUGUUAUCCGGGGUCUUAUUUGUUCGGGGCAACCAGAUGCGAAGCCUCCUGCUGUGCCACUACAUAACGUCGUUGACACAGCCGCCGAUGCCUCGAUACUCUCGCGGUUGGCUACAUUAGAGAGAACUGUUUUUGGAGAUUCUAGGCCUACACCCGGCGCAGUCCAUAGUCACGGGUCAAGCACUGGCACGAAGAAUGAUCUACAGCCCAGUCCUGUUGCUUCAGCACAGCUCACAGAUGUCACUUCACCCUCCCCAUUGUCACAUCAUGAUACCGAGCGUCAUAAGGCAGCAAAAUAUCUUGACUCAACACAUACGAAAUAUGACCAUAAUAUAACGCCUCAGGAACACCAUACACAAUUCCAUGUUGCGCCGGCCUCUUGUCAUCAGGUCAGUUUUUAGCGUUUUCUCCCCUUUAUGAGUAUGGGCAGAUUGAUCAGUAGUUUGUACUCUUGCUUUUUAACAAGUUAUUCUUCGAAGUCACUGUCUAGGA